CCACAUCCUCUCCUCUCUCUACGGCGAACCUCAUCCUCCCACAGCCCGUUAAUCUCCGCCGCCUCCUUUAAUAUCCCGGCGAGGGACCGUGUCAUCGACUUCGGCAAACACCGUGGCCGAAUGCUUGGCUCCCUACCCUCCUCUUACCUAUCUUGGAUCUCCAACAACCUCCGCGCCGGAGACUUCCUGGACUGGGCUCGCCUAGCGGACGAGGUCCUUGCCGACCCAGUCUACCGCGACCGCCUUGAAUGGGAGUCUGCCGAGCGCCUACUCGCUGGUGCUGCCGGAUGCCGCCGGCCUUCCGAUUCCCCCCUCGCUGACCUCCUUUCCGUGAGCGAAACCUUUGGUUGGGAUAACGGUGACAAGGAGGGAUGGGCAAGGGUUGAUUUAGACUUGCUCGGUACUUCAAUGGGCGGUAGGAUUCCGCGGCGCUCGUCGGAGAUGGAAAAAGGCCAUGCUUUGGGAACGAAAGUUGGGGUAUUUAGAGAAGGGGAGAAGGUGAGGCGGGGGACAGAGGAGAGGAGGGAGAAGAGAAGGGAGAGGAGGAUGAUACAGAUGGAGAAAUUGAAGAAAGAAGCGGGCCAUUUGGCAGAAGGAGCAGAGGAAAGAGAGAGUAGAGGUGAUGGGGUGUUUGUGGAGAAGAAGAGGGAUUUGGGCGAUAAAGAUGCGGGAUGGUUUGUGAAUAUUUCCCCCGGCAGGGGAACUCUGCUUGAGAAGAUCAAGAAAGGACGAGCCUGAUUUGUUAAUUUGUUCUUCACUUCGUCUUGGUACGAAGUGUUUGCUAUUUACGUGAGUUAUUUUAUACAGUGAUUGAAUGUCCUUCGAUUAACAUCAUUUUCAACCGAAUUGUAUAAGAUGGUAUUCUGGUCGUCAUUCUCUCUAUUCUAAUGUUAAUAUGUUACGGGAUGUGUCAAAGAAACACGUGAAAGAGGAGAAAAAAAUGGAGUUCGAUUGAAAAUUAAUUACCGUAUUUUAGAAUUUUAAUGCAUUUUGAAGUGAAAAAUGGAUUUUUCAGAGAUGCCCCAAGCUCAGUCUAUUUCUUGCAAAAUGAGUAGUCUGUCAGAAAUGUAUGAAAUAGUGUACACGAAGAUUUAUAAGAUUUCAAUCCUAUUGAAGGGGUGACAAAUAAAUUUUUAGAAUGAGUUCCUUUA
Dendrobium catenatum is the source of this 1151-nucleotide messenger RNA. RefSeq lists its product as uncharacterized. Gene Ontology annotation, cellular component: plastid. NCBI's taxonomy places the organism in Eukaryota, Viridiplantae, Streptophyta, Magnoliopsida, Asparagales, Orchidaceae. The record is from RefSeq and is a predicted model, not a curated record.